AUGGUGCCGGGUGGCUCAGCCGGUUUUCAUGGCAUUGCUGAUCCGAUAUUUCUCCGGGAACUGGAAAUACGGAAACGAGACAUAUUGGGGCUGGUUAUUUGGCACUGGCGUCAUACUAUGCUCUCUUUUGUACAUCUUUACGCACCAUGCAGUCUUUUUCAACAUCGGAAGAUACGGAAUGCAGAUCAGAGUCGCGUGCGGAUCCAUCAUCUACAGAAAAGCGUUGAAACUGAGCAAAUGUGCACUGGGUCGAACGACUUCGGGUCAGAUGGUGAACCUCCUGUCCAACGACGUCAACAGAUUCGACCAAUCGGUCAUCUACCUCCACUACCUGUGGAUAGGACCGAUUCAGGCCAUCAUCUCGACGGCCAUCCUCUGGCUCGAAUUACAGCACGGCCUAUAACUCGAGAAUGGACUGAGAACGAGAUACAUGUGCUCAGAAGGACGUCUUAUCUCCGGGGCAUUAACAUUGGCCUUUUCUAUUCCUCGUCAAAAAUCAUUCUCCUCAUCAAUCUUAUCGUCUAUGUGAUACUUGGCAAUGAACUCACUGCUGCAAAGGUGUUCCUCGCAGUGGCCGUGUAUAACAACAUACGUAUGACCAUGACCUAUUACUUCCCUUUUGGGGUUGCUCAAGCAGCGGAAACUGUCAUCUCGAUCAAACGACAGCAGGAAUUCCUCCUCCAUGAGGAACUGCGGAAGCCAUACCAUUACAUGGUAUCCAGUCCUGGUGCCCUCGGUGAUGCUGAUCUAAGAAAAUCCACAAAACCCUUGUCCAAGAAUGGAAAUCCGGGAAUCGAGAUGAAGAAUGCAAUGGCCUCAUGGACGAAAGGUCGAGAAAGCAUCGUUCUGAAUGGAGUCUCAGUAUCUGUGAAACCUGGCCAACUCGUUGCAGUCAUAGGUCCCGUUGGCAGCGGAAAGGCCACAUUUCGAAAUUUUUCCAGGAGACCCUCUUCCGAUCGUGAUAUGCUGGAUUCCGUCUUCCUGCAGAGUUCCUUGUUGCAGGCGAUCUUGGGGGAGUUACCACUGGAGAGCGGUGAAUUGCAGGUCAGGGGACGACUGGCAUACACAGGACAAGAACCCUGGGUCUUCGCUGGAUCCAUCCGUGAAAAUAUCACAUUCGGGAAACCAUAUGAUGCAGCACUCUUCAGCCGAGUCGUACACGCCUGCGCACUUCAGAAGGACCUCGAUCAUUUCCCCCAUCGAGAGCGGAGUCUCGUUGGGGACCGUGGAAUCACUCUUUCCGGCGGCCAGAAAGCCCGGAUUUCACUCGCCAGAGCGUUGUACCAAGAAGCAGACAUUUACCUCUUGGACGACCCACUGUCAGCGGUAGACGCUCAUGUAGGAAGACACCUAUUCAACAAAUGCAUCAUGGGAUACUUGAAAGACGAGCCGAGGAUAUUGGUCACUCAUCAGCUUCAGUUUCUCCAAAAGGCAGACGUCAUCAUCGUCUUAUCAAAUGGGAAAGUGGCGACGAGCGGCACGUAUAAUGAACUGCUGAAAUCGGGAGUGGAUUUUACGAAAUUGAUGGCCAAACAUAAGACUACUCAAUAUCUCGAGGAAGAGUUUUCAUCGACGAAGAGAAAUACAACCUGCUCUAAUGAAAGCUUGCAAAGUCUGGACGUUCAGUCUCACAUGAACGAGGGAAUCACAACAAAAGUAUUUUCGAUAGUCCGUGAUGCGAAUUCGUGGCUUCCUUCGCAGCUUGGAGCGGAAGCUUCUGCACCUACACUCGUAGAAGAAACUAGAUCUCGUGGAAGGUUAUCAGCAAGGAUAUACUGGGAUUAUCUGAAAGCAGGUGCUGGAUGGUUCCUUCGCUUGCUCCUCAUCGUCAGUUACAUUCUCACUCAGUGUGCAUUCUCGGGCUCUGAUUGGUGGCUCUCGUACUGGACGAAUGCGCAGCAGGAGGCGGGGAACUGGACCAAUAGUUCUGCAGUGGAGAUACUCUUCGGUAAUCCACAAUUGGAUUCGUGGACGCCUAUGUACAUCUACGUGGCGAUCGUGGUGGCCUUGUUUUUACUGGCCAUCUUUAGGACGGUGUUGUUCUUCCAUAUCUGCAUGAAUUCUUCCAUCAACCUUCAUUCUCGCAUGUUCAAAUCUGUACUCCGAGCCCCAGUCGCCUUCUUCGAUAACAAUCCAGUUGGCCGGAUCCUGAAUAGAUUCAGUAAGGACGUCGGAGCAUCAGACGACAUGCUGCCACCUACGGCUUGCGACAGUCUCGGACUCGAACUUGCAAUCACAGCACGAAGUCCGGUCUUUUCUCAUCUGAGUGCUUCCUUGAACGGGUUGGCGACCAUCAGAGCCUCGCAUGCCGAGAGUAUCUUCAUCAAGGAGUUUGACAAUCAUCAAAAUUUUGCAGUUCUAACUGGCUACGAGAGAAAAUAUCCCGACGUCUCAAUGCUUUCAAUUUCCCAGGAUCUUCACACAUCCUCCUGGAUUCUUUUCCUAUCUGGCACCCGAUGGUUCGGCAUUUGGUUGGACUGGCUAAUUGUCGCCUAUCUGGCUGCAAUCACCUACAGUUUCAUGAAGAUCGAUCAAGAGGCACUGAGUGGGGAUGUCGGGCUCGCGAUAUCCUCGGCAAUUAUGCUGACUGGGAUAUUCCAAUUGGGUGUGCGACAGAGUGCAGAAUUGGAGAAUCAGAUGGUGUCUGUGGAAAGAAUCAUGGAAUUUUCCCGUUUAAAAGAAGAGGCGACCCUCGUAUCUCCCCCUGGCAAGAAGCCACCUUUAGACUGGCCAUCAGAAGGGCAUGUGAAAUUCGAGCACGUUUCCCUACGAUAUGCCCCUGACUCAUCGCCGGUGCUCAAGGACCUUACAUUCACGAUAGCGGCCAAAGAGAAGGUGUGCAACCCAACCUUAAGAAAUCGUCGAUUAUCCUGCGCGACGAAGACGGACGCGAUACUCCUUUGGUCCUUACACCUUGGUUUCCAGGUAGGAAUUGUGGGGAGAACUGGAGCAGGGAAGUCAUCGUUGAUUGCCGUCCUUUUCCGUCUGACGGAGCCCGAGGGUAGAAUCCUCUUGGACGGAAGAGACACAAAGGCUUACGGUCUCCAUGAUGUCAGACGAGGAAUCGCCAUUAUUCCACAGGAUCCAGUCCUCUUCCAGGGAACGAUGCGACGGAACCUCGACCCAUUCAAUGAGCAUUCGGACGAGGCGUUGUGGAAAGUCUUGGAACAAGUGAGUUCUGCCUUGAACUUUUCUCAGGUCUCCAUGUUGGAAAAACCAAGCAAGUCGUCAUUUCCCCUCAUCUCUCAGGUUCAGCUGAAGCAACCAGUCAGCGAAAUGAAGGAUAAACUAGAUACAAAGCUCUCCGAAGGAGGAAGCAAUUUCUCCGUCGGUCAGCGGCAGCUCGUCUGCCUGGCCAGGGCCCUCCUUCGCCAAAACAAAAUCCUCGUUCUCGAUGAAGCCACAGCCAACGUCGAUCCAAAGACAGAUGCCCUCAUACAAGACACACUUAGAAGGAGUUUCAGUGACUGCACUGUGUUGACGAUUGCACAUCGUUUGGAUACGAUCAUCGACAGCGAUAAAGUUCUCGUCCUUGACCACGGAGAAAUAAAGGAAUUAGGGCUACCGCACGAGCUGCUGCAGAACGAGAACGGCUUCUUCUCUGAACUGGUAGGCCAGACUGGACCAGGAGCGGCAAAGCGGCUUCGUCUCGCGGCUGCACGGAGGCUGCGCCGGCGAGGGCGUUCUUGGAAUUACACUCAAACACUUCAUAUCGCGUUGGCGAUAAGGAUGGGUGUCGCCAUCGUGUUAGCAUCCUGCUUGCUCGUGUAUCUCCUGCACCUCUUUGUAAAGAAGCUUCUUCUUUGGUCCAAACUCCCGCCAGGACCAUGGGGAGUUCCACUUCUUGGCUCUGCCCCAUUCUUGGACGGAGGUCAACCCUACGCGCUCGAUGCCCUGAGAAAGAAAUACGGAGACAUCUUCACCCUCGGGGUGCUCUCCAAGGACCUCGUGAUUCUCAGCAAUUGGGAAUUGAUCAGGGAUGUCUUUGGACGGGCAGAGUUUUCCGGUCGAACCGAGAUUGCUCUGGCUCAACAAGUUUCCUUCGGCAAAUUCGGUCUUGCUUCUUCGUCGGGAAGCCUGUGGCAAGAAAAUCGCCGCUUCACAAUGCGAGUUCUGAAGGAUUUUGGCUUCGGGAAGAAGGCCGCCUUGAAUUGUAUGAUCCAAGACGCCGCCGUCGAUCUCUGCCAAUUCCUCAUAGAGAACCAGCAUGAACCGCAAGAUCUCGGCCCCCGCCUCAACCUCGCCAUCCUAAACAUCAUCUGGAAAAUGACUGCAGACAAACAAUUCUCUCACGAUGACGCGAAGAUGCAAGACUUCAUGAACCGAAUCAUGGGAGUCUUCAGGGACUCCGACGUCCUCCGCCACCUUCAAUGGACUCCUCUUCUGGCGUACCUGUGGCCUCCGGCGUUCCUGGCAUCUCGACGCAUCGCCCGAAACAUGGCCGCCAUUUCACAAAUAUUUGCGGAUGAAGUGGAAGAACACAAGAGGAAGCUGCCAUUGUCCGGAGGCUCCAACGACUACAUGGACGCUUACCUCGCGGAAAUGGCACAGCAGAAGGCUCGAGGGGAGGUCAACCCCAACUUCUCGGGUAUAGUUGGAAAUCUUGACAUCGUGGAAGGGAUGGAGGAGAGAAUUGGAAAGUUCCAGUUGCGUGUGAACAUCUCGGAUCUGUUCAUCGGGGGGAGCGAGACGACAUCGAAUACCAUUCGGUGGUGCGUCUUGUUUCUCCUCUGCCACCCUGAAAUUCAGGAGAAACUUCAGGUCGAAGUUGACAGCAUUGUUGGGUGCGACAGACUUCCUUCGCUGGAUGAUCGAGACAGAAUGCCUUACACCGAAGCCUUUAUAAUGGAGACGCACCGCUUGGCGUGCCUUGUCCCCUACGCGUUGCCGCAUGAGGCAGUAGAAGAGGCGGAAGUUGCAGGGUACCGAUUCCCUAAGGGAACGACAUUCCUAGCAAACGUUUGGUCGUGUCACAUGGAUCCCAAGUUCUGGCCCGAUCCCGAACAGUUUGAUCCGGGACGAUUCUUGAAUCCAGAUGGAUCCGUGAAGACCAAAGUUCCCAGCUUCCUUCCAUUCUCCCUCGGAAAGCGUCAAUGCCUGGGCGAGUCUUUGGCUCAAAUGGAACUCUUCUUGUUCAUGACCAUCUUCAUGCAAAAACUAACAUUCCGCACGACGACGGGACGCACCCAUCCCGAAGCCGAAGGUUCUGGCAACACUCUCAUCAAUCAUCCCAGGCCCUUCGUAUUCCUCGUUGAGGAGAGGAAUCAAUGAAUAAUUCAGUUCCUCUCUGCGAUUGGUUCAACCUGGCAAGCCAUUGGAUUAGCAUCAUUUUCAAUGAAAAUUUAAUU
Molecule: messenger RNA, 5348 nt
Organism: Darwinula stevensoni
Lineage: Eukaryota; Metazoa; Arthropoda; Ostracoda; Podocopida; Darwinulidae
Source: the annotation of a GenBank genome assembly